Spodoptera litura is the source of this 1824-nucleotide messenger RNA. NCBI's taxonomy places the organism in Eukaryota, Metazoa, Arthropoda, Insecta, Lepidoptera, Noctuidae. The record is from RefSeq and is a predicted model, not a curated record.
UUCAUAAACAGACAGGCUGACUGGAUUUAUUGAACUGAAUAAUUUCCAAUUUAUUUCUAAGUUAAAAUUUAUUCAGAAUUUACCGAUGCCUGCUGCUAGUUUUGGAUCCAUUUUAGCAAGUACUGUAAAAGAAGAUUGUUCCAUAAAAAAUGUCUGGAAUCAUAAUCUUCACGAAGAGUUUCAUGUUAUUAGACAGAUUGUGCAGAAGUUUCACUGGGUGGCCAUGGAUACCGAAUUCCCAGGAGUUGUAGCAAGACCCAUUGGGGAAUUUAGAUCUACUGCCGACUAUCAGUAUCAACUGUUGAGAUGUAAUGUUGAUCUCCUAAGAAUAAUACAGUUGGGUCUCACGUUUAUGGAUGAAAAUGGCAAAACUCCACCAGGCUGUACUACUUGGCAAUUUAAUUUCAAGUUCAACUUGCAGGAAGACAUGUAUGCGCAAGAUUCAAUUGACUUGCUCCAAAACUCUGGUCUCCAGUUCAGAGAACAUGAGGAACAUGGGAUUGAACCAUUGGAGUUUGCAGAACUUCUGAUGUCCUCAGGUAUUGUUCUAAUGGAUAACAUCAACUGGUUGAGUUUCCAUUCAGGUUAUGAUUUUGGAUAUUUACUCAAAAUCCUAACAGAUUCAAAUCUGCCACAAGAGGAAAAUGAUUUCUUUGAAAGUCUUCGGCUAUAUUUUCCAACUGUUUAUGAUGUGAAAUAUCUAAUGAAGCUAUGCAAGAACCUGAAAGGAGGCCUGCAAGAAGUAGCUGACCAGUUGGAACUUCGCAGAGUUGGACCUCAACACCAAGCUGGUUCCGAUUCACAUCUCACUGGAAUGGCAUUUUUCAAAAUCAAAGAAGUUUUACAGAUUUUCUUUGAUGGAAAUAUUGAAAGCACAAGUGGUCACCUGUAUGGGCUGGGAGCACCGUUUGCCAGUAAUGUGAAUAAUUUCCAGGACAACAUGGAAAAUGGCAAUUCCCCUUGAUGAGGACACACCCUGUGUGGUGAACUACACACUGCCAUCCCAUCUCCUUAUUUAAUGGAAAAACUUUAAGUAAAGCAUUUGUACCUGAUUAUGUGUAAAAGGUAGAAAAUAUGGAGUGUAAACUGUGAUAUCAGUGUAGUUGCAUGCUACACAUAUAAGGAUUUCUUAGAGCAUAAAAUAUUAUAAUAAUAUCCCUGAGUGAUUAUUUUCCCAGAAAAUAAUAACUGCUCAGGAUUGUCUUGAAAAGUAUAUCCUAUUACUUCCUUAGACCUAGAAUUUUACCAAUUGCUUUAGAAUCCUUAUCAAAAGCUUUUAAUUAAGUUACCAAAGCUUUCUAAUCAAUGUAUUUAAUCAAAUCUAGCUAGUAUAGGGAGAAUGUAUGGAAAUGACCCGUCAAAGUGCUAAUUUUUAAUUUGAAAGUAGAUAACUACUGUCAGGUUUAGUAUAUUUGCAAUUUAUUAGGAUCCUUCCAGAAAUUGGUGAAAUGAUUUCUUUUUAUUUGACAUGUUUCAUAAAUGUAAUGGCAUGCAUUUGCAACAAAGAGCAUAUAAAACUGUAGUUGUAAAAGUAGCUUCAAAAGCAUUGUAAGGCAGAUCUGUUAGUUUUGUAAUUAGAUAUAAUUGCAUUUAGUGAGUAUUUCGAAUUGAAAAUAGAUAAAUAAGGCUGUUAAAAAUAAAUAUGUACCAAUUUGUACCUUUUUGAUAAUGAAACUGUGAAGAACAUUUGGCAAUACAUAUUAUAGAAUAAUUUUUACAGAAUAUACAUUUAAUUUUUUAACAAUACUAAAUAUCAUAGAACUUGUCCUAUAAAGCACCAAUAGUGUUUCAUAAAAAUCUUCGUAAAUAAAAUAUUCCAAUAUU